ACUCCAGGGAGGGGUCUUCUCCCCCCUCCCCCAAUACCGCCCCUUCACCUCCUUCCAGACACGGCGCCAAUUCCAGCUCUUGCAGGUGAACAGGGGGAUGUCCGUGUUGUUCUAUGUGACAUUUCUCACUUUCUUCCGUGGCCUCCAAGCGAGCAUGGACCCCCGCCCGGUGCCCGAAGACUCCCUCAACUCUCUCGUCAUCAAGCUGAUCCAGGCUGACAUCCUGCGAAACAGGCUGGCCAAGCAGGCGGUGGACGUGAAGGGGGAAACCCCGGGGGAGUCGGGGACACACGAGCCCAAGGCGGGCUUCCAGCCGUUGGUCGCAGCCGACCCGGACGUCUUGCGGCAGCAGAGGCGUUACAGCUCGCCACGCGUCCUGCUGAGCGACAGCACCCCAGUGGGGCCCCCUCCCCUCUACCUCCUGGAGGACUUCGUGGAGACCCCGGGGGCCCCCAACCGGACAUCCCGCCGGCGCCGCCACGCGGAGCACCGGAGUCACCGUGGGGAGUACUCGGUGUGCGACAGCGAGAGCCUCUGGGUGACCGACAAGUCCUCGGCCGUUGACAUCCGCGGACACCAGGUGACCGUCCUGGGAGAGAUCAAGACCGGGAACUCCCCGGUCAAACAAUACUUUUACGAGACGAGAUGCAAGGAAGCCCGGCCAGUGAAAAACGGCUGCCGAGGCAUCGACGACAAGCACUGGAACUCUCAGUGCAAGACUUCUCAGACGUACGUGAGAGCUCUCACCUCCGAAAACAAUAAACUGGUUGGUUGGAGAUGGAUCCGCAUAGACACGUCCUGCGUCUGCGCUCUGUCCCGCAAGAUAGGCCGGACAUGAGCCGGCCCCACCCCUCCCC
Messenger RNA from Tachyglossus aculeatus (Australian echidna), 857 nucleotides. It is a transcript of the gene NTF3, whose product is annotated as neurotrophin 3. Gene Ontology annotation, molecular function: growth factor activity; nerve growth factor receptor binding. The coding region runs from base 98 to 838 and encodes 246 amino acids. Gene Ontology annotation, biological process: regulation of neuron differentiation; nerve development; negative regulation of neuron apoptotic process. Lineage: Eukaryota; Metazoa; Chordata; Mammalia; Monotremata; Tachyglossidae. The record is from RefSeq and is a predicted model, not a curated record. The transcript is spliced from 2 exons.